AUGUCGAUCCUGAAGCUAGUCGAGGACCGGCCGACGCCUAGUGUGGUCUACAACUGGAGAAUCUAUCUCCUAGCAGCAGUGGCUUCAUGCACAUCCUGUAUGAUCGGCUAUGACAGUGCUUUCAUCGGCACUACGCUCUCUCUCGACUCCUUUAAAAGCGAGUUCCACUUCGGCGACAUGUCUGAUACCACCAGGAACCUGAUCAGUGCCAAUAUCGUCUCCUGCUACCAAGCUGGCGCUUUUUUCGGUGCUUUCUUCGCAUAUCCAAUUGGCCAUUUCUGGGGUCGUAGGAUUGGCCUAUUGGCCGCUGGCAUGGUUUUCACUCUCGGUGCUGGGAUCAUGCUUGGUGCCAAUGGUGAUCGAGGGCUGGGUCUCCUUUACGGCGGCCGAGUUCUCGCUGGUCUUGGUGUCGGAGCAGGCUCUAACAUCACCCCAAUCUAUAUCUCCGAAUUAUCUCCCCCAGCCAUUCGCGGUAGAUUGGUUGGUGUUUACGAGCUAGGCUGGCAAAUUGGCGGUCUUGUUGGAUUCUGGAUCAACUUCGGUGUCGACGAGACCAUGGAACCUAGCCAUAAGCAAUGGCUUAUUCCCUUUGCUGUUCAGUUGAUUCCUUCCGGUCUCUUGCUGAUUGGUGGCUACUUCAUCCGGGAGUCGCCUCGUUGGCUCUUCGGACGCGGUCGCCGCGAGGACGCCAUCAAGAAUCUUUGCUGGAUUCGCCAAUUGCCCGAGGAUGAUAUCUACAUGAUCGAAGAGAUUGGUGCCAUUGACCAGGCCCUGGAGGAACAGCGCCGUAGCAUUGGAAUUGGUUUCUGGAAACCUUUCAAGGCGGCCGGUACCAACAAAAAGGUCAUGUGGCGUCUAUUCCUCGGAAGCGCGCUGUUCUUCUGGCAGAAUGGAUCUGGCAUUAAUGCCAUCAACUAUUACAGCCCAACUGUCUUCAAAUCUAUUGGUAUCAAAGGUACCAACACCAGUCUGUUUACCACUGGAAUCUUCGGUGUCGUAAAGACUGUAGUGACUUUCAUUUGGCUACUUUGGCUAAUUGAUCACGUUGGUCGCCGUAACCUGCUGUUGAUUGGUGCAGCAGGUGGUUCAGUCUGUUUGUGGGUUGUCGGUGCGUACAUCAAGGUUGCCAAGCCCGAAGACAGCACAAGCGACAGCUUGAGCGGCGGCGGUAUUGCAGCUAUGUUUUUCUUCUACCUAUGGACGGUCUUCUAUACCCCAACCUGGAACGGUACCCCAUGGGUGCUUAACUCGGAAAUGUUCGACCCUAACAUGCGUUCCCUGGCACAGGCCUGUGCCGCCGCCUCCAACUGGCUCUGGAACUUCCUCGUCUCGCGCUUCACCCCGCAGAUGUUCACAGCCAUGGGAUACGGUGUAUACUUCUUCUUCGCAUCGAUGAUGAUAAUUUCCAUCGUCUUCGUGUACUUCCUCGUUCCCGAAACCAAGGGUAUUCCUCUUGAGAGUAUGGACCAGCUAUUCGACAUCAAACCUGUGCGACAUGCCCACGGGAAGAUGAUCGCCCAGCUGCGUGAGAGCGAAGAGCAAUUCCGCCAGGACGUCGAGGCUGCUGGUAUUAAUAUCAGUAAGAUGCGUCCUGAGCAAGUCGAGGAUACUGUGGCUCAGCCAAAGUACGCUUGA
Molecule: messenger RNA, 1635 nt
Organism: Penicillium griseofulvum
Lineage: Eukaryota; Fungi; Ascomycota; Eurotiomycetes; Eurotiales; Aspergillaceae
Product: sugar porter family MFS transporter
Exons: 4
Coding region: 1-1635 (544 amino acids)
Biological process (GO): carbohydrate transport; transmembrane transport
Cellular component (GO): membrane
Molecular function (GO): carbohydrate:proton symporter activity
Source: RefSeq, a predicted model, not a curated record